UGGCUGCUACACACACUACACUACAGGAGCUGCAAUAAGGAGCGAGGAAGCCUGACCUUGAGCGAAAAGAGAGAGGAGGAGGGACACAAUGGCGUUCAAGCAACUCCUAGCACUGGCGUGCCUCGUGGCCAGCUCGUUGGCCUUCGUAACCCCGAUGACGACUUUGCGGGCUCCUGCAACGACCUCCGCUCGAAGCACCGCCUCAGCUCGGGGUGGCGCACUCAUGUCUUGCAGGGUCAACGCGAAGAAGGAGAAGAGGACGCGUAACCGACUGAACAUGCGCAAGUUCAACAAGAGGGGUACCUCCAGAAAGAAAAUCCUACGCGUUGAGCGCCAGGAGCGCGCGGCGGAGGACGAGGCAGAGUUCCUCGCCAAGGUCUUCCACUCGGGCAUGGACGACUGGGAGGAGGUGGACAUCUUCAGCGAGUAGACUUGUAAUGGGAUUUAUUUCCUGCGUGUUUCGAACUGACUGUUAACUGACGAUGCUUGUUGUAUCUGAUGGUCUCGUCACACGUUUUUGGGGUUGUUGGUAGGGGGGAUCGCUAGAAGGCACGAAUAUUUUGACGCGCGGAGGCGGCGACGAUUUGAUCGGUCGAUUGGAGGAGUUGAUUAUUUUGGUCGAUCGAUGUCAUGAUUCGUUUACCGGCGAUACAAGAAAUGAUGAUCGGGGGUCUGGGGCAGGGGGAGGGACAACUGUCCUGGAACAGAGGGAGGGGCCUUUGAUUGGUGUUCCCAUGUCUUAAGAAGCACUACUGA
Ectocarpus siliculosus is the source of this 756-nucleotide messenger RNA. The record is from the annotation of a GenBank genome assembly. Lineage: Eukaryota; Phaeophyceae; Ectocarpales; Ectocarpaceae.